UCGUAUUGUAUAAUAUUUCUCGUUUUUGAUUUAUUAAGAUAGCAAAUGUAGUUCAAGUCUUCAGAGAUCUUCAGGAAAUUUCUGUAACCACUGCUAUUUCCCAUCAGGUUCAAAAAUCUUCUAUUGUCCUUUGAGGCCUCAGUACAGCACACAAUUAUAAAGGAGAUACAAACUAUGAAGAAGACUUUGAUAAUUUCCUUGACGUAUAAUCCCCUCAUAGCGUUCUUGAAGGAUAAAAUUUUACAGCUCUUAUCAAAUUACUAAAUAUAUCGGCGUGAACUAAUCAUAAUAAACAAGCGGGAAAAGUUACGUAUUAUUAUGAGAAUUUUGUACAAGGCAUAUUUUCAGAGAAUCAAGUAUUGCAUUGCCUCACUAUUUCAUAUCGAGAUUUUGCAGAAAUGUACAUCACAGCUAUCAUGAGAGACUACGACACUCGUUGUACGAAAUAUGCAGCAAACACGCAAGAACUCAAUAAUUUAGUGCUCUACAAGCGAAUAAAUAUCUGUAUACAUUUUUCCGUUGCUAUUUUCAGGUCUGCACACAUUGUACCUCUCACCUCUGCGCACGAUUUAAAAGGUUUGAGAUGCAUUGUACUGUUGAAGCUGAUCUUCAUUUCUUUAAACACCAGGUUUGCUACGCUUGGUGACACUUCUUUUAUACCAUGGAGAUACAUUUUUAUGAACAUACAACAUGUUAUUCGCGAGUGA
Vavraia culicis subsp. floridensis is the source of this 707-nucleotide messenger RNA. RefSeq lists its product as uncharacterized. The transcript has a single exon. The record is from RefSeq and is a predicted model, not a curated record. NCBI's taxonomy places the organism in Eukaryota, Fungi, Microsporidia, Pleistophoridae. The coding region runs from base 399 to 707 and encodes 102 amino acids.